Molecule: messenger RNA, 845 nt
Organism: Camellia sinensis
Lineage: Eukaryota; Viridiplantae; Streptophyta; Magnoliopsida; Ericales; Theaceae
Product: dihydroneopterin aldolase 2
Biological process (GO): folic acid-containing compound metabolic process
Cellular component (GO): cytoplasm
Molecular function (GO): dihydroneopterin aldolase activity
Source: RefSeq, a predicted model, not a curated record
AUGAACCACACCUCCAAUCCGACCAAAUAUGCCGAGGAUUCACAAUUCACAAUCCAAGAUUCCAACCCGAUAAAUUCUGAUUCUUACUCAGUCCGUCUAAUGAAACAAACCCUAUUGUAUUGCUAAAAUUCCCAAAGCUUAGCCCAAACCCUAACGAGGACCGAUUCUUCAAAUUCAAACCCAUAAAUUUUCCGGCGAAACAUCCCCUGUUUCCGGCGCCCGCACGGCGGUCAUGACGUCAUCCGGCAGUGGUUCCAGAGCAGUGGACACUGGGGUGGUAUUAAAUGGGGAUAAACUCGUAUUAAGAGGACUGAAGUUCCACGGGUUUCACGGGGUGAAGCCUGAAGAAAGGAAGCUAGGUCAGAAGUUUUUGGUAGAUGUAGACGCCUGGACGGAUCUCCAAGAAGCUGGCAAAUCUGAUCUCUUGUCAGAUACCAUCAGUUACACGGAGAUAUACCGCAUAGUAAGAGAAGUUGUGGAGGGACCGCCUCAGAAUCUUUUAGAGUCAUUGGCUCAGCUCAUAGCAUCUACAACCCUGACCAAAUACCCCCAGAUAUCUGCUGUUCGCAUCAAGGUUGGUAAGCCUCAUGUUGCUGUUCAUGGUACUCUCGAUUACUUGGGCGUUGAGAUUCUCAGAUACCAAAAACAGUGAUGUACAACACCGAGCUUUCUAUACAGUAGCACUUGCCGAGAAUGGAACUUGUUUUGAUGAAUUGAGAGUAAAUGAUAGUACUUCUUAGUGGUGUUUUCAUGUUUUAUACAGUGCUAUAUCAAUGUUAAAGUUUGCAAAGAUGUCGGCAUAAGAAAAGUUUAACAUAAUUACAUUAGCCUCUCGUUUAGUAAAA